GCAUUUGAAACAACAACAUCCUACUCUGGUUUUGAAGACGAAAGAGUUUUUUUCUUCUAAAGCAGAAUCACUCAAGCCGAUGAGACUGAAUAAAAUGGGAAGUUAUCACACAGAAAAGAUUUUGUACUCCCAGCAGGUACUACAUCUGAAAAUAUAUUCAAUUCAAUAUCAAAUUUUGUUGAAAAAAAUGAUUUGGAUUGGAAGAAACUCAUUGGACUUUGCACAGAUGGCGCACCUGCAAUGACAGGUGGACGAUCGGGC
Molecule: messenger RNA, 261 nt
Organism: Acanthoscelides obtectus
Lineage: Eukaryota; Metazoa; Arthropoda; Insecta; Coleoptera; Chrysomelidae
Source: the annotation of a GenBank genome assembly